AUGAGGCAGAGGCAGCAGCAGCAGCAGCAGCGAGCACUAGGUUUCGAAGAUCAGGCAGCGACCAGGAGGCUGAGGCAGCAGCAGCAGCAGCAGCGAGCCCUGGGAGUCAGAGACCAGGAGGCCGAGGCAGCAGCGGCAGAAGCACCGACGACUGAUAGGAGGCUACCAGGAGGCGGAGGCAGCAGCAGAAGCAGCAGCGAGCCCUGGGAUGUGGAGUCCAGGUGGCUGAGACAGCAGCAGCAGAUGCACCGACGACUGGGAUGCACCGAGCGGGAGGCCGAGGCAAAAGCAGCAGCAGCAGCAGCUAGCACUAGAAGGCAUAGACCGGGUGGCUGA
This is a messenger RNA of Schistocerca piceifrons (Central American locust), 336 nucleotides long. RefSeq lists its product as uncharacterized. The transcript has 2 exons. The coding region runs from base 1 to 336 and encodes 111 amino acids. NCBI's taxonomy places the organism in Eukaryota, Metazoa, Arthropoda, Insecta, Orthoptera, Acrididae. The record is from RefSeq and is a predicted model, not a curated record.